Caenorhabditis elegans is the source of this 6057-nucleotide messenger RNA. It is a transcript of the gene cfh-1, whose product is annotated as Sushi domain-containing protein. The transcript is spliced from 23 exons. Lineage: Eukaryota; Metazoa; Nematoda; Chromadorea; Rhabditida; Rhabditidae. Bases 30 to 4226 code for a protein of 1398 amino acids. The record is from RefSeq and is marked reviewed.
AUAAGUUUUUAGGAAAUUUCGAUGAAAUUAUGAAGAUCAUAAUAUUCUGCUUUAUAUUGGCGACUCUGACCGCUUCAGUAACAUUUGGAAGAAAAUGUGAUGCUGAUUUAAAACCAGAAAAAUUAGUGGUUGUCGGAGUAUGGAAGCGUGGUUUUGACAACUCAACAGCACAAUACCGUAUCUCGGAUGAAGAUUUAUCAGUACGAGGAUAUGAAAGAACAGAAAGUGAUAAAGGAAGUUCAACUGUUAUGUUAGCAAGACAUCCAGAAGGAUGUGUUAUCAAUGAAUGUGGAGUACGUUUAUCAGCUAUGAUGCAAAACAAUGGAGCUAUUCUUCACACUGAUUAUCGAAUGAUUCGAAUGAAUGAUUCGACUAUGAAUAAUAUUGAAGAUGAGUUUUAUUGUGCAGAGAAGAACAAUUUUUGUGGAGCAGAUGUGCCAAUUUAUCGAUUGGUUAAACAUUCACUAACAGGACCACAUUAUGCAUACACAUUCAACGACGUUGGCCAAUCUCUACCUGGAUAUGAAAAAGAGUUCUUCCCAUUAUGCUUUGCUUGGCGACAAACUCCUUCAGUUGUACUCUUCAAUUCAACAGAUGACGGUGUUUGCCUAACACUUCCAGAAGUUCAAAAUGGAAAAAUUUUGUAUUCGAACGAUCAAUUAAACGUCUUUUCCAUAGGAACAUCUGCUACAUUGGAGUGUCAUCAAGGGUUCGCUGGAAAUGGACCAAGCAGUUUAGUCUGCACUAAAAAUGGGUGGUAUCCCAAAAGAGAGGAUCUUGGAAGUUGUGUAAGACUAGAGCAAUCCAAUAAAUCCCGCUUACUUGUCGCAUCUGAUGUUACCCCCACAUCAUCAUCUUGUCGUGUUCCGUCAUCAACCCCCAAUGGAAAUAUUGUCUACUCUGCCAAUGUGGCCACUUCAACCUCUAUCAAUUCUGUACCAACUGCAACACGAGCUACAGUACUUUGUUCAUUGGGACACGUGCCAACAACAUCAGUUACAUCAUCAAAAUGUGUUGAUGGAGAAUGGGAACCAUCUCUUCCCACGUGUCUAUCUCUUUUAGACAUCAAAUGUCCUAUUCUGUCAGCACCCAGAAAUGGAGAACUCGUCUUCACGAAUUCUGUCAAAUCUCCAUAUAGCUUGAACUCGGUCAUAUCUUUGAAAUGCGAUCGAAAUUAUUUUGGAACAGGAAAUCUUACUUCAACAUGCACUUCCACCGGAUGGGAUCAAAAAAUCGGACAAUGCGAACCGGUAGGAAUUCGAAGACUUUCAGAAAGUCACAGAUACCGAAUUCGACGCCAGGCAUCAACCGGAGCCGUAUGUGCUGCAAUUGCAAAUCCAGCAAAUGGAAAUCUUCUUUAUAUGCAAUCAAAUCCAACUGUUCAAUAUUCAUCAGGAACCUCUGCUUAUUUGAUGUGUAAUUUGGGAUACAGUUUAUCGGGAUCUGUUUCCACGUUGUGCUCAAAUGGUGUUUGGUCACCAAGUAUUGGUCAAUGCACUAAUGCUCUUGCCCUUGGUCAAACAACCGGCAACUGUGAAGCGAUUCCAACACGAAUUAAUGGAACAAUCACGUAUAGUUCAUUCGGAACCUACACUUCUGGGACUAUUGCAACAUUGGCGUGUAAUCUGAUGAAUACAGUAUCUGGAUCAUCAACAAGUACGUGUUUGAGUGGAGUAUGGAAUCCAACGAUUGGAAAUUGUGUGUCAUCUGGAGGAACUGGAGGAACUGGAACAACAUGUCCAAAUCCAACGGUUAUAAAUGGACAAAUCACGUAUAAUCAAGGAAAUACAUUUGAUACAACUCGUCCUGCACUCACCACAGCCACUCUCACAUGUAACAGUGGAUAUACCAGAAAUGGAAAUUACAUUUCCACGUGUUUAGGAGGAGUUUUUACUCCCACACUUGGCACUUGCACCUUUGGAACCUCUGGCUCCACAGGCACAGCUUGUAUAAAUCCAAUUAUCAUGAAUGGACAAAUCACUUAUAGCCAAGGAAACACAUAUGAUAUCACUCGGCCUUCGGGUACUGCAGCCACAUUAACAUGUAACAGUGGCUAUACCAUUAGUGGAUCUUCUCAAUCAACAUGUACAAAUGGAGCAUUUUCACCAACUCUUGGAACUUGUAAUUUCGGAUCUUCUACUGGAGGAGCUGGAACAACAUGUCCAAAUCCAACGGUUGUAAAUGGACAAGUUACUUAUAAUCAGGGAAAUACAUUCGAUGCAACUCGUCCAGCACUCACCAUAGCCACUCUCACUUGUAACAGUGGAUAUACUAUUAGUGGAACUUCUACAUCCACGUGUAUAAAUGGAGUUUUCACUCCCACACUUGGCACUUGCACUUUUGGCACCUCAGGUUCUACUGGCACCGCUUGUAUAAAUCCAAUUAUCAUGAAUGGACAAAUCACUUAUAGCCAAGGAAACACAUAUGAUAUCACUCGUCCUUCGGGUACUGUCGCCACAUUAACAUGCAACAGUGGCUAUACCAUUAGUGGAUCUUCUCAAUCAACAUGUACAAAUGGAGCAUUUUCACCAACUCUUGGAACUUGUAAUUUCGGAUCUUCAACCGGAGGAACUGGAACAACUUGCCCAAAUCCAACAGUUGUGAAUGGACAAAUUACGUAUAGUCAGGGAAAUACUUUUGAUGCAACUCGACCAGCACUCACCACCGCCACUCUUACUUGUAACAGUGGAUACACCAUCAGUGGAACUUCUAUUUCCGCAUGUAUGAACGGAGUUUUCACACCUACCCUCGGCACUUGCACCUUUGGAUCCUCUGGCUCCGCAGGCACAGCUUGUAUGAACCCAUAUGUUAUCAAUGGACAAAUCACAUAUAGCCAAGGAAAUACAUAUGAUAUCACUCGUCCUGCUGGUACCACAGCUACAUUAACGUGUAGUAGUGGUUAUACCGUCAGUGGAACAUCAGUUUCAACUUGUACAAAUGGAAUUUUCACUCCAACACUUGGAACCUGCACUCUUGGAUCCUCUACUGGAGGAACUGGUAUUCAAUGUACUGCGAUGAUUGCUCCACUCGGUGGCUCUGUGAUCUACUCAAAUGGAGGAACAAUGGGGCCUUUCCCAAGUGGAACAACUGUCACAGGAUCAUGCACAAACGGUGGUGCAAUCACAGGAGCAUCAACUGCCACUUGCUCCAAUGGAAUGUGGAAUCCAACAUUCUUGGGUACAUGUUCUCUAAUCGGGGGUUCAACAACUGGCCAAUGUAGUGCUUUAACGAUUCCAUCUGGUGCUCAAGCCACCUAUUCUCCAUUCAGUUUAAGCACAACUAGUUUCACGUCUGGAACUGUUGCGACAGUCACUUGCACAACUGGAGGAUCAAUGCUGGGAACGUCAACAUGUACAAAUGGAUUGUGGAGUCCAGCUAUCAUGGGAACAUGUUCUGGUACAGGAACCGGAAACACUUGUAGUGCCCUUACUCGUCCAGUUGGUGAAACAGUGACUUACGAUGGUACGACUUCAUUUGCAACAACUUUCAAUUCUGGAGUUAUUGCCCGUGUGACAUGCUCAAAUGGAACUCAAAUUGGGCAGUCAACAUGCCUUGUCGGCCAAUGGACUCCUGCAAUAACUGCAACUUGUUCUGGAUCCAGCACUGCAGUCGGUUCCCAAUGUAUUGGUGUAAUUGUUCCAACAAACGCUCAAGUGACAUACAGCGACGGAAGUAUGGUACUUCAUUCAGCCGGAACUACUGCAACAUUGACAUGUUUAAACUCGGCGACACUGACUGGAAGUAGCUAUUCAAGUUGCUCAAAUGGCGUAUGGACACCUACAUUGGGAAGUUGUACAUCUUCUGGAACUGGAACUGGGCCAUGCUAUACACCUCCAUUAACGCCAGUUGGUGCAACAUUGACUUAUUCUUCCGGAUACUUUGCACCAUGGACUGCAGGAAGUACUGCUACAAUGUCAUGUCCUGCAGGUCAGACAGUUAUAGGAACUUCUAUAUCCUAUUGUACAAAUUCUGCCUGGUCACCUGCAUUGGGAUCAUGCUCUGGAUCGUCUGUUGGUCAAGCUUCAACCACCACUACAACAUGCUCAUUCCUUCCAAUUGCUCCACCAUAUGGAAGCAUUGUUACCAGCCAAACGGCACCUUUUUCCGCCGGAACCAUGGUCACACUUCAAUGUGACAAUGGUUAUCAGAUUCAGGGAAAUAAUGCCACGUCGACGUGCACCAAUGGAGUUUUCUCUGAAAUUACAGCCACGUGUAUUAAAAAUUGAGCUACCUGUUUUCAAAUUUUGCAAUAAUGAUUGAUCUAUAUUUGGAAACUUUCAAUUUUUAUCAACUUCUCUCUAAUGUAUUUUUGGGUUUCUCAUUAGAGAGCAUUCGGAAAAUGAAUUCCUACUUGUUAAUUCUAUCCAAUAUUUGCAUGAUGUAAUACUGUAGUUAAAUUGUAGUUUAUAGUUGUUCCAGGAUGCACUCCUCUGUCCGCAUUCAGUGGAACACUUACCAAUGGUCGGAUGUCUUAUUCACCAACAAUAACAGCCACUAUUCCUGUUGGCACAAUGGUCAAUAUAGUUUGUUAUGCUGGAUACACGUUGUCCGGCAAUUCAAUUUCCACGUGUACAUCAAGUGGAUGGUCACCUAGUACUGUCGGAAGUUGUAUACAACAGGGUGUCUUAUCACGUGUUUCUAACCAGAAUUGUGCUGCCAUGGACACCCCUAACCAUGGUACCUUUUCGUAUAGUGUCGCCGGAUCAUUUACUACUGUAUGUUGCCGAUUGUGAUAACCACAACACUAUUUAAUUCACAGGGCACAAUUGUAACACUUCGUUGUGAUACUAACUAUGCCGCCACUAACGGUGAUACCUCUGCAAUAUGCACGAAUGGAGUGUGGUCGCCGAAGAGCUUGGCCAUGUGCCAGAGAACACUUAAAGAAGUAAUUGGUGCCUCGUGUCCAGCUGGAAUCCCUGCAGUUCUUGCCGCUACGAUGACUUAUUCAAACGGUCAACUAUUGGGACCGUAUCCAGCAGCUACGGUAGUUACAGCAACAUGUCAAGCUGGAUAUAUACCAACUGGAAUAAUGACAUCAACCUGCACAAAUGGACUUUGGACUCCGCCAUCUCUUGGAUUAUGUGAACUUAUUGGAAAUGAAAUCGGUGGAACAUCUUGUGGAAGACUCGGUGAACCUUUGGGCGGAACACUGGUCUACAGUGCAAUUGGUUUGGGACCAUAUCCAACUGGUACCUCUGCGACAGUGCUUUGUAAUAUUGGAACAACUCUGUCAGGAUCUGCAUCAUCACUAUGUACAAAUGGAGUAUGGAAUCCAUUACCAGGAACUUGUAUUGCAACUCUCUUGAGAAAACCUCCAGCAAAAGGUGUUCCCGAGAACGGAACCGCUGCUGAUUCACCAAAAGUUGGAAAUGGAACAAAUGAUGAUACACCGACACAAAUUCAAUUAUCUGGAGAAAAAUGUCCACCACCAAUAGCUCCUGCAUUCGGAGAGAUAACAUUCUCUGGUUUCUCAACUAAGGGAACAUUUGAAGAUGGAACAACCGCAGCGCUGAAGUGUAAUCUUGGCUAUAAACCAACUGGGCCCUCAUUCUCCACGUGUAGAAAAGGCUCAUUCCGUCCAAUUAUUGGCAAAUGCUCGAAUGGCUCAGAACACCAGCUUCCCGGAGUCUGCGUUCCACUGACUCCACCCAAAAAUGCUCGAGUCGUCUAUAUUCAAAGUGGUACAUCACUCGAUUUUGAGGACGGUACAACUGCACUUUUGUACUGUGAAGAGGGAUUUGCAGUGACUGGUGUUGCCACAUUAAGGUGUGAAACAGGACAAUGGGAACCAUCUAGUGGCUUUGGAAUGUGUGAUUCUAUUUAAAUAUUUCAGUGUACAAAUCUCGUUUUGUACUACUAAUAUAUUAUUGUUUAAUGCGGUUAAGAUCUCUUUUUAGUUGUUAGUUCAACAUUAUUUUCUUAUCGAAACAUGUAAUAAUGGAACUCAUAUGAAUCUAUUAUUGAUUCAUAUACAUAUCAUAAUGGAUCUAUUCAGAUCUAUCAAUGCCUUCUACUUUUGUAUUUAUAAUACUGAUAAAAAUAAAAUAUUGUUUGAAU